This is a messenger RNA of Neocloeon triangulifer, 2007 nucleotides long. RefSeq lists its product as uncharacterized. The coding region runs from base 49 to 1440 and encodes 463 amino acids. Lineage: Eukaryota; Metazoa; Arthropoda; Insecta; Ephemeroptera; Baetidae. The transcript has 7 exons. The record is from RefSeq and is a predicted model, not a curated record.
AAUCAACAAUCAAAAGAAAACAUAGAUCAAGAUCAAGAAGAAAGAGGGAUGAUGAGCGACUUGAAUACUUCGUGUAUUUUGUGCGAGUCGAUUGCCGACGAUAAAUACCUAAUAGUCGCCAACCUAGACGAGGCCAAAUUUGCAAAUUGGUGGUUUGAGAACUUCGACGUCAAAAUAGAGAAGUCGGUGCUCCAAGACAAGUCGGGCCGAGUUUGUAAUUUUUGCAUCCAGGAUGCACGAAAUUCGAGCAAUUCAGACUCAGUCGGAAGAGAAAAUCCAAUCGACUGGUGGACAGUCGCUUCCUGUGAUUCAAGUCAGCAUCUUCAAGGGAUAAUGAAAAAGUGCGUCGUCGUCUUGGAGCGUUUGGAUGAAGAAAAAGUCGUUCCAUCUUCAGUUGCGAGCUGCUCAAGUGGGACAUCGGAAUGCACUGCCAGUAGAAAUAAAAAAAUACGAUCAACUCUGAUCGGUCAUCCUCAACACAAGAGGAGGAAAAUAAAUGAGGACCCGUGCACAAACUGUUUCAGGUAUGAAUCAAACACCCCAGCUGUGAAUGACUGUGAGGAAAGAAAAACAGAACAUUCGAAGCAGCAACACACAGAAGAUUUGGAUCAAGGUGAAGAAGAUUGCGAAAUUGAAGAGCAAGAUGACCUCGAUUCCAAGUUCGACGAUUGUGACUAUGACCCCUACGACGAUGGGGAUGAGGACUACGAUCCCGGGCCUGAUGAAAUCAGUUGUGAGGAAGACAAUGAGGUUUCUGCGGUCAACUCUACAAAUACAAAGAAAGACAGAUUACCAGAAAAGCAGGCAUGUGAUUGCUUAGAGGCAAAUAAGCGUUCACCAUCUCUUUUUCAAUCUUGCAAAUUCUGUCGAUUGGACAAAAAACAUCCGACUACCAAUACCACUGAUGGAGAAAAUAAAGACAUUGAGAAAAGCUUUGACCGGUACCCUGCAGAAUUUCGCCACCAUGUCUUCGUCUUAAAAAAAUCUCCAUAUACAUAUCGAGGACCACUGUGUGUUCUAUGCAGCCGAGUGCUGCAAUUUUGGGGAGAAAAGGACGCACGUAGCUUUUGUCUCUUUUGCGGAAAGCUCUAUGCUCGUGUCAGCAGACACUUGAAGCACAUCCACCAGGAUCAGCAAAGAGUAUCAGAUAUAAAGUCGAUAAAUGACGAGGAAAGGAGGCAAGAAGCUUUUAAGCAGUUGGCAAGGGAGGGAAAUUAUUAUAUAAAUAAUAAAGAAGCGAUGGAGACGAAAAAGGGAUUUCUGCUGCCAACCAAAAAGACCGCUGUCUUUCGUCACUACGCUGCCAUGUGGCAUUGUGACUCGUGUUACACACUCAUUGACAAGUACAAUUUUAGUCGGCAUGCAGAAUCUUGCACACAAAGGAAUGAGGACAGAGCACCCCAGCCAUUAGAAGGAUCGCAUGAAGAAUUUGUUAAUUGAAGUAAAAAUCAACAGCUAGAAUAUUUAAAAGAUAUUCUUGUGCAAAUGAGAGACCAAAAGCGUGCCAAAUUGUGCCUCCAGGACAACAACGUGAGGGAGCUCCUCAUUAAUUACUGCUACAAAAAGGGAAGACCAACUUCACACAAACAUGUCCGCGCGCUGGCUAACAUGUGCUGUCGCUUCUUGCAGCCUCUGUUUGACAUACUGAAAAUUAAUUCCACAAAUCAACUACUUGUAUCUGCCAAUGCGAAGCUAAUUUUUCAUCGCCUGGUUGAAAUGAGAGGGCUUGCUUCGAUCUGCAAGGAAUCGCAAAGCCACGUCAAUAAGAAAGAACCUUCUCCAAGCCAAAAUGUGGGAAGAUUUGAUCGAUUCGUGAAAAGACUUACUCAAUUAGUCUUGUUAAGUGCCAACAAUAAGUAUGGAUCGACAUCAAGACAAUCAAGGGAGCAUGAAUCUUUGCUGAAAAAAUUGGAUUGAUUGUAUUGUUUUCUAUUUCACGUAUUUAUUUUCUUGCAUUUCAUGUUGAUUAAAUUAUAGAAUACUGAGUAAAAUUAAAUUAAUUUUAAA